Molecule: messenger RNA, 1509 nt
Organism: Exserohilum turcica Et28A
Lineage: Eukaryota; Fungi; Ascomycota; Dothideomycetes; Pleosporales; Pleosporaceae
Exons: 2
Coding region: 1-1509 (502 amino acids)
Cellular component (GO): cytoplasm
Source: RefSeq, a predicted model, not a curated record
AUGCCACUAACGGUACUGUCUGCUCCAGACGUCCGCAAGCUUCUUCUACAGUUGACCAAGCAAGAUAUCCUCGACUUGCAGCAAAGUCUCGCCGAUGCGCUGCACCACUACUCGACCAGCACCGUCGAAGACGACAACAAUGGGUGUUGUGAAAGUUACCAGUCCUCGGGGGCUACUCUCAAGAGUAAGGAUGGGGGUAUAAUGACUGUCGUGCCGGCUAGCAGUAAUGAUGGUCUUGGAGUCAAGAUUACCACGCUUUUGAAUGAUAGUAGGAGUAAGGUGUCAAGUCGUGAGGAAACAGAGUCGAUUGCUUCGUCCGUGGGCUCAAUGGCACUGUCUCAGGAUUCCAUCCCGUCUACGAAGGGUGCGGCGUUGCCUCGUUCGCUCUCCCACCACGACAGUCUCGCCCUAUUCGACACGACGGGCUCUCCACGCGCCCUCAUCAACACGGCCGAAAUGACUGCGUUCCGCACAGCCCUCGCCAGCACCAUGCUAUUCAAGAAGCGGCACAACGUGCACGACGUGGUCGUCUUCGGCGCAGGCCGACAAGCCUACUGGCACAUUCGCCUGGCACUGCUGCUGCGCGGCCCGGAUAUGCACCACCUCAGCAUCAUCAACCGCGACUUUGCGCGCGUCCACCAACUCCUCGAAAUGCUGUACAAUCCCCACGAUACCGCUCCAAAGGAAUUCAAUCCGGACCCCCAGCACGUGCCGCUGUACCGCUCCCGCCACCAAACACAGACCCAAGCAGCAGACAAGGACGAGGCGGAACAAGAAGAUGCCCAACCGCUGCUAUACAAGCCCAAAAUCCAGAUUCUCACGCCCGCACACGCAGAGUACGCACGCCAUUUACACGCCACAAUCCGCUCCAGCAGCUGUAUUUUCCUGUGCACGCCCUCGACAAGCCCGCUGUUCCCCGCGCCCCUGCUGACGAAUCCCGAGGGCCGCAAAAAGGGGCGCUACAUUGCUGCCGUUGGCUCCGUCGCCGCAGGAAUGAUCGAGCUGCAUCCGGAGAUUGUGCGUCAGAACGUUGCGCCCGAGCAGGGCCACCGCCAUUUCCACAGGCAUGCGCAGCAGGGCGGCGCCGUGGUCGUGGAUAGCGUGGACAAGUGUCUGCGGGAAGCUGGGGAGGUGGUGCAGGCGGGGCUGGGGCCUGAGCAGGUGGUUGAGAUUGGCGAGCUGGUUAUGCUGAAGAGGGAUGCGGAGAGGAGGCGGAGAGAGUGUCUGGCGAGUACGGGUAUCGAGGAUCAAGGCCUCGAUUUGCGUGGUGUGGAGCUGGGCGAGUGUGAGGCGAGCAAGAAUAAGAAGAUGAAGAGGCAGAGUGGAAGUGGAAAGGAUAAAGAUAAUGAGAGCGCGGACAAAGCUCAUAAAAGCCUCAUUGAAUGGCUGGUCAAGGGUAAUGUUAUUUACAAGAGCGUGGGAUUAGGCCUCAUGGAUGUCGUCGUGGGAGGCGACUUGGUCAAUCUGGCCGAUGCCCGAGGCAUUGGCACGAGGAUCGACGGCUUCUAG